Vombatus ursinus (common wombat) is the source of this 1687-nucleotide messenger RNA. It is a transcript of the gene QPCT, whose product is annotated as glutaminyl-peptide cyclotransferase. The transcript has 7 exons. Lineage: Eukaryota; Metazoa; Chordata; Mammalia; Diprotodontia; Vombatidae. The record is from RefSeq and is a predicted model, not a curated record. Bases 57 to 1163 code for a protein of 368 amino acids. Gene Ontology annotation, molecular function: zinc ion binding; glutaminyl-peptide cyclotransferase activity.
GUGACCGUCAGCAGCUGCGGGAGUAAGAGCCCAGCCUUGGGCAGGCAGCAUCAGAGAUGCUAGGCUGUGAGCGCAGGAAUGGGGCCGCAAAACCUUGGCGUCCAACAAGGAUCGUCUACCUGCUAGUGGCAACAGCCUCCCUUCUCCCCGAUGUGUGUGGGUACAAAAGGGGUUCCACCACCUGGACGCAGGAGAAGAAUCAACAUCAGCCAGCUAUUUUGAAUACAACUGAUAUCCAGAAAAUUGCAGAAGGCACAAAUAUUUCUGAAAUGUGGCAGAAUGACUUAAAACCACUACUUAUAGAGAGAUAUCCAGGAUCACCAGGAAGUUAUGCUGCUCGUCAGCACAUCAUGCAGAGAAUUCACAGACUCCAAGCCAACUGGAACUUAGAAGUGGAUACAUUCUUGAGUUACACACCCUAUGGAUACCGGACUUUUUCCAAUAUCAUCAGCACCCUUGACCCCAAUGCCAAACGCCGCUUGGUACUUGCUUGCCACUAUGACUCUAAGUACUUUCCACAGUGGGACAGCGGAAUAUUUGUGGGAGCCACCGAUUCAGCAGUACCCUGUGCGAUGUUGCUGGAGCUGGCCCGGGCCUUGGACAAUCAACUCCUUUCCCUGAAGAACUCUUCAGCCUCCAGGCCAGAUCUAUCUCUCCAGCUUAUUUUCUUUGAUGGUGAAGAGGCUUUUCUUCACUGGUCUCCUCAGGAUUCCCUCUACGGCUCUCGGCACUUAGCAGAGAAAAUGGAAUUUACUGCACAUCCUCCCGGAGCAACAGAUACAAACCAACUGCAUGGCAUUGAUUUGCUUGUAUUACUGGAUUUAAUAGGUGCUCCAAACCCAACCUUUCCUAGUUAUCUUCAAAAUUCUCUUCGAUGGUAUAGAAGACUUCAGGCAAUUGAAAAAAAGCUACAUGAAUUGGGUUUCCUUCAGGAUCAUUAUUUGGAGACACAGUAUUUCCAGGGUCGUAUGUACCGAGAACAAAUUCAGGAUGACCAUAUUCCAUUUUUAAGAAGAGGUGUUCCAAUUCUACAUCUGAUACCCUUUCCUUUCCCUGAUGUCUGGCACACAAUGGAUGACAAUGAAGAAAAUCUGGAUAAGCCAAGUAUCAACCAUCUCAACAAAAUCCUACAAGUCUUUGUGUCCGAGUAUCUUCAUUUAUAAUAUGCACAUUAUGGUGAAGGGGGAUUAAUUACUUGCAGUGUGGUGUCAGACAUUUGUGUCCACUUUUAAAUUCUUACCCUAACAAAGUUCUGUAUGGGCAAUUCCUAUAGAAACUUAUUCUAUAGAUGGUCUUGAAUAUGUAGUCCUUAAAAUCUACACUCUUUCUGGGUCCUAAAAGAGCCUCAUUCUUUAAUUUCCUCCUAGAGGCAAAGGCAUAAAACAUUCAAAGGAAUAGCCUUAAACCUCCCCAGAUACCCAACAACUGGAACAAAUUAAGUGCACAUAUUCAGUUCCAAGGUCUCCAAACAAUACUUAAUGAUGAUGUUAUGUGCAAUUUGUAGAGUUAGUUUUGUGAUUUUUCACACAUUGAAAUUAAUUUCAUAUAAGACAAAGUAGAGAUAUAGUUGAAGGAACUCAAAUUCUCUUUGAGAAAUCAUUGUGGGGUUUUGUUUCUAGGGGUGUGUAUGUUUUGUGUGUGUGUGUGUGUGUGUGUGUGUGAAAAUUAAAAUCAGAACUAAAUCCUG